AUGUUCAUCGGACUGAUGCUUAAUAUCCUCCUGUUUGGAAUUAUGAUCGCCCAGGUCUACGUCUAUCACACGUCCUAUAAAAAGGAUUCGUGGGGGCUCAAAUGUUUUGUUUCAUAUCUUUUCAUCGCCGACCUGGUCAACGCGAUAUUCUGUUUUGUUUAUCUUUAUCGGACGCUCAUUAUUGAUUUUGGCGAUGCGGAGGCGCUUGGUGUCGCUGAUUGGAGUGAGUUGCAAUGUUUGACUUCGAAAUCCCAAACUUACCUCGUUAUGCCUGAAAUCCAGUAUUCGCAACUGGUAUUUACACAUUCAUUCCUCCGUCCCCGACUUGCCGAUGAAAGAAACGCCGUUAUAGAGCCAGCUUUGACGGCCAUUAUCGCUAGCUCUGUGCAACUCUUCUUUGCAAGGCGCAUCUGGCUUUUGACGAAAAAUUGGGCCCUUGUCGCGCUGGUCGUUGUCACCUCCUUGACUUCCGGAAUAUGUGGAAUUAUGACCGCUUUUGAGGUUGGACGGACGCCCAACUUUGUGGAUUUCAGAAAUUUCGAGGCUGUAGUUAGCGCUUGGCUUGGGAGUACCGUGGCAUGUGAUGCUUUCAUUACAUUUAUUCUGGUCCACACUUUGUGGCGAAAACACAAGACAGGGUUCCAACGCUCCGACAUGAUGGUUGACCGCAUCAUUCGCAUCACCGUUCAAACUGGUUUCAUUACCAUGAUUAUUGCGGCGUUGGAUCUUGCCUUUUAUCUUGCUGUUCCAUCCGGCCUUCACCUUCUGUUCAGCUUUCCGCUUUCAAAAUUAUAUACAAACUCCCUCAUGAGUAGUCUCAACGCACGACAUAAAGUGUUCUACGGAUCCACUACGCAGCCUUCAACAAUGGAUGGCAUUAAUACCUCUAGCGCAAUGGUCCCCCCGUCCCAGCGUGUCCACAAUUCAAAACAAGACAUGAUAAGCUUUGGAGCUCCGGCGCGCCCAGAGGUGUUUGUGCAUGUCGAGCAUCAUGAACUUCGAGAUGUUCAUGAACAACUUGGGAUUCAAGAAACUGGUAAUGAGGAGCAAAGUUUUCGUUCGUCGCUAGAGAAAGGUGAUGAGGGAAAAUGGCCGGCUGUUUAG
Molecule: messenger RNA, 1104 nt
Organism: Laccaria bicolor S238N-H82
Lineage: Eukaryota; Fungi; Basidiomycota; Agaricomycetes; Agaricales; Hydnangiaceae
Exons: 10
Coding region: 1-1104 (367 amino acids)
Source: RefSeq, a predicted model, not a curated record